AUGGGACCUCUCCACUACUUCCUCGGCCUUGAAGUGCACCGCACUCCUCGCGGAUUCUUUCACAGCCUGGCCAAGUACGCUGAAGAACUUCUCCAACGAGCUGGCAUGGCCAACUGCACACCCGUGUCCACACCCAUGGACACCCUCUCCAAGGUGGCUGCUGAUGUUGGUUCUCCGGUUGCCGAUCCAUCCGAAUAUCGCAGCCUCGCCGGCGGUUUGCAGUACCUCACCAUGACACGCCCAGAACUAGCCUAUGUCGUGCAGAAAACGUGCAUGCACAUGCAUGACCCGCGCGACCGUCAUCUCGCCAUCAUCAAGCGCAUACUUCGGUACGUCCGUGGCACUACAUCCUCCAGUCUUCUUCUCGAGGCCACACCCUCCACCGACAUCGUCGCUUACUUCGACACCGACUGGGCUGGAUGCCCGGACACACGCCGCUCCACCUCUGGCUAUUGUGUGUAUCUUGGCGGCGCUCUUGUCAGCUGGUCCUCCAAGCGACAAGCCACUGUUUCGCGAUCAAGCGACAAGCCACGGCUCCAGAGACCAUAG
This is a messenger RNA of Lolium perenne, 549 nucleotides long. RefSeq lists its product as uncharacterized. The record is from RefSeq and is a predicted model, not a curated record. Lineage: Eukaryota; Viridiplantae; Streptophyta; Magnoliopsida; Poales; Poaceae.